Molecule: messenger RNA, 1076 nt
Organism: Linum tenue
Lineage: Eukaryota; Viridiplantae; Streptophyta; Magnoliopsida; Malpighiales; Linaceae
Source: the annotation of a GenBank genome assembly
UCACAACCUCUAUAUAUAAACAAACACCAACCUCCUCCACCUAAGAGAAAAAAAAAAAGAAGCAAAACGCAAACAAGCAGAAGCAAAAAUGGAGGAGCUGCCGCCUGGCUUCCGCUUCUACCCAACGGAGGAAGAACUGGUCUCCUUCUACCUCCACAACCAGCUCCAAGGAACCAGACACGACCUCCACCAAGUCAUCCCCGUCGUCCACAUUUACGAGCUCGACCCCUGGCACCUUCCAAGCGCGGCAGGGGAGAUGUGCCGAGGGGACACGGAGCAGUGGUUCUUCUUCGCGCCGAGGCAGGAGCGAGAGGCACGUGGAGGGAGGCCGAACCGGACCACCAGGUCGGGUUACUGGAAGGCGACCGGGUCCCCGAGCUACGUGUACACCGCCGGCGGUAGAGUGAUCGGGGUGAAGAAGACGAUGGUCUUCUACAAGGGGAAAGCUCCCGCCGGAAGGAAGACCAAGUGGAAGAUGAACGAGUACAGAGCCAUAAUACAAGGAGCAAGGCACGGCAACUCCUCGUCGUCUCCCGUUCCUCAGUUGAGGAACGAGUACAGCCUGUGCCGGAUCUACGUGGUGUCGGGAACCUUUGGAGCGUUUGAUCGGCGGCCGCUGGAAGACGUGAUGAUGACGGGAGAAUUACAACAACGACCAAAACAACAGCUUGACGUCGUGCCUUCUUCUUCUUCGUCACAUGCUCAAGCAAGCUCAUCGUCUGGAGUUGCAGACAUGGAGAUGGAUGUUGAUGCUGAUGAUGAUCAUCUAGAUCGGCCGUUCUUUGACUGGCCGGAAGAAUACUACUGGCCGUGAUCGGUGAUCAUAAUUACGGGUGGUUCCGGCCGGCGAGCAUGCAGCUUCUGCAUGUUCAAUUUUUUUUUUUUUUUUGUGGUGUUAUAUGCGUAUAGGUAUUCAUCUUGACAUGGUAGUAUACGGAGUCAACAUGAUCAUACAAUGGAAUAGAUAGAUAGAUAGUGUCUCGAUGUACCCUUUUCGAUGGUUAUAUGUGUCUGAAAAGAUUUUUUAAUUCGUAUCUACAUGUUUCGAACGACAACUAAUGGACUUGAACCUUUUU